AGGAAGAGAGGAAACAAAAGCAGAAGAAAGAGAAGGAGGAAAAACACAAGCUCUUAACAGAACAGACUGGUCCUACCACAGAACAUACUGGUCCUACCACAGAACAGACUGGUCCUACCACAGAACAUACUGGUCCUACCACAGAACAUACUGGUCCUACCACAGAACAUACUGGUCCUACCACAGAACAUACUGGUCCUACCACAGAACAGACUGGUCCUACCACAGAACAGACUGGUCCUACCACAGAACAUACUGGUCCUACCACAGAACAUACUGGUCCUACCACAGAACAUACUGGUCCUACCACAGAACAGACUGGUCCUACCACAGAACAUACUGGUCCUACCACAGAACAGACUGGUCCUGCCACAAAACAGAUUGGUCCUACCACAGAACAGACUGGUCCUACCACAGAACAGACUGGUCCUGCCACAGAACAGACUGGUCCUACCACAGAACAGACUGGUCCUACCACAGAACAGACUGGUCCUACCACAGAACAUACUGGUCCUACCACAGAACAUACUGGUCCUACCACAGAACAGACUGGUCCUACCACAGAACAGACAGAGAUGUCAGUUACUGGUCCUACCACAGAACAUACUGGUCCUACCACAGAACAUACUGGUCCUACCACAGAACAGACUGGUCCUACCACAGAACAUACUGGUCCUACUACAGAACAGACUGGUCCUACCACAGAACAGACAGAGAUGUCAGUUACUGGUCCUACCACAGAACAGACUGGUCCUACCACAGAACAGACAGCGAUAUCAGUUACUGGUCCUACCACAGAACCACAAACAGAGAUGUCAAUUACUGGCCGUACCACAGAACAGACGGAGAUGUCAGUUACUGGUUCUACCACAGAAAAGACAGAGAUGUCAGUUACUGGUCCUACCACAGAACAGACAGAGCCAGAGAUAGACUGGUUGUCUGCGCUCAGAUACCAUGCAGCCUCCCUCUCGCAGUCCGACCAACAGAACACAGCGGAGUCCUCUGAGAAAACUACAGAACCCAGAAGCUUCCAGCCUCUGGAGCCUCUGGUGUCUCCUGUGCCAGAGUUCCAUACACCCUCUGAAGAGAUCCUUACCCCACUGGGUCCGGCAGAGACCCCUACCCCACUGGGUCCGGCAGAGACCCCUACCCCACUGGGUCCGGCAGAGACCCCUACCCCACUGGGUCCGGCAGAGACCCUUACCCCACUGGGUCCGGCAGAGACCCCUACCCCACUGGGUCCGGCAGAGACCCUUACCCCACUGGGUCCGGCAGAGAUCCCUACCCCACUGGGUCCGGCAGAGACCCCUACCCUACUGGGUCCGGCAGAGACCCCUACCCCACUGGGUCCGGCAGAGGCAGCUACCCCAGUAAGACAGAAAGAGGAACAGGCAGAGGAGCCACCAGCCCAGGAAAAGGAGACCCCAGGACAUACAACUACCAUCAGACAGGACAGCGGAUCCUCCCUGACUGAGGCUGAGGAGAGGAGUGAGCCUCCCCCUGUCACCUCCUCUCCACCUUCUCCCACGUCUCCUGGACCAGUCUUCCAGUUCCCUCCUGCCCUCCCUACCUACCUUCAGGAAGACUUUCCCACCCCUCCUCCUACUCCUCCAGAGAGGCUGCCCCCAGAGCCCCAGUCUACUGAGCCCCACAUACCCCCUCCUGCACCCCCACAGGCUCCAGCAGAAGCCCCAGCAGCUCCGGCUUCCACACCAGCCCCAGCUUCUUCCCCAUUAGCCCCGGCUUCUUCCACACCAGCCCCAGCUUCUUCCCCAUUAGCCCCGGCUUCUUCCACACCAGCCCCAGCUUGUUCCCCACCAGCCCCAGCUUCUUCCCCACCAGCCCCGGCUUCCCCACCAGCCCCGGCAUCCCCACCAGCCCCGGCAUCCCCACCAGCCCCGGCUUCCCUACCUGCAGCCCUUGCAGCAGCCCCGGUUUUCCCGCCUCUACCUCUACCUCCACCCCAUGAGAGUCAGCACACUACCUUCACCACCCCUACAUUCUCUGAACCUCCGACAGAAGCCCCAGCCUCCCUACCUCGACCUCCACUCCCUGAGGAGGACACCACGUCCACCCCUGCAGCCUGUGACCCCUGUGACCCCUGUGACCCCUGUGACCCCUGUGACCCUACACCCAGGAGCUCAGACUCUGACGGAGCGUUCGAGACACCAGAGUCGACCACCCCUGUCAAGUCCCCCAAUGGAGAGACAGACCAUCAUACCCAGCUGCUGACCUCGGAAGACACCGGUCUUGGCUGUGACUCCGAGGCAGACGGUGAACCCGGGUCAGAGGCUAAAGGUCACCACGGUAGCUCCCUGUCCAUAGUCUUCGACGAGGACAAGCCCAUUGCCGCUAGCGGAGCCUAUAACCUAGACCAGCUCAUAGCUGCUGCUGCAGCUGCAGAGGCCCAGAGCCGAUCAACUCUAACCCGCUCUCUGAGCCUCCAGGCUGGGGAGCUAGACGGCUCCGACCCCCUAGACGGCGGAGGAUCUUCCAUUUCAAUCGGAGACUCCCGUCCCUUAGCUGAAUCCUUCAGUAUCGACGGUGGUACUGAGAGUGCUCCAGGGACCCUCCGCAGACCCUCCAAGAAGGGGCCUCUCCGCCCUGGCGGCUCUCUGAAAAAGAAGCCUCUCCUCAGGCAGAGCUCUAACCCAGAGAGCCCCCAACCUCCAUCCUCUGGUACCACACCAGAGCUGAAGAAGAGUGCCAGAACAGCUAGCCCCCUAUUGGACUCUGAGGACAAGGAAGUAGGAGGAGCCACAGCAGACUCUGGCCCUGCCUCGGCCACGCCCAGUCCAGGAGGCACGCUCCGCAGAACCAGGAAGCCACGCGUGGAAAGCCCCGCCCCUCUCAUUGAAGAGACCAAUCACACUAGCCCAGAGACAGAUAACCAACCAAUCCCAGCCCCUACUCCAAUUCCGUCCCAGGCCAUUUCCAUACCCCUCCGACAGGAGGAUACCCCCAUCCCAGCCAGCGAGGGCUCCUCUCCCAUCCCCCCUAGUGGGGCCUACAAAUGGGACCCAGACAACUUUGAGGACAUCGACCCAUUCAACACCGGAGGUAGUAAAGUCGCUAACUCCCCCCCACUGGGAAGGAAAGGAGUCGCUAACUCCCCCCCGUUGGUUAGGAAAGGAGUCGCUAACUCCCCCCCAUUGGUUAGGAAAGGAGGCGCUGCGUCCAUUGCUCCCAAAACUGUCACGCCUGUCUCUAACCCUAACCCUCCUCCUGUCUCCACUGAGGAAUCAGCUCGUCCCCCUACCAGCCCCCCUAUUCGCACCUCAGGGGCGGUCAGACUGGAGUUUGACUAUUCUGAGGAGACCCUCGAGGAGCCUCCUAAGGCCUCUCCACCACCCAAGAAGCUGGGCAGGAAACCAGGCUCCAAGAUGCCUCUAAGGAAGCCCAGGAUGGGCCUGAAGAAGGCCGUCCAGCUCCCAUCGGAACCCCUAGACAACACCCCCGUCACCGUCCCCGAUGAUGAUGACAUCCCCGUCCCUAAGGCCUCCUAUAACUUCGACCCCACCCAGUGGGACGACCCUAACUUCAACCCGUUCGGCACUAACAGCGAGAUCCCUAUCUCUCCCGAGCUGAACAAACCCUCCCAUAGAUUCGACUCUGACACCUUCGACGAGUCUGCUGCCUUCAAGUCCUCCUCCAAUAGUAUGGCUGCGUCUCCGCCCACGGCUGCCUCAGGCUCCGCCUCCUUUGAGGUGUCGGCCAAUGACAAUGAGGUUGAUAAUGAUAAUGAUAAUGUUAGUGAGCUGGAGGACCACAACCAGAACAAACCAUCCAAAACGAAGAAGAAACCUAUCAAAUCUAACACUUUCAGAGUCAAGAGGUCCCCAAAGAGGUCGCCCACGUCUGAUCCAUUAUCACAAGAGCCCACCCCAGUAGAUGAAGCCCAGCCUCCUAUCCCCCCGCUACAGGACGACCACGCCACAGACGAGGAGAAGCUGGCCUCUUCCUCCAAUCAUAAAGAGAAGCUUGCUUCCUCUGCCAAUCACAUGUGGGCAUCCAUGGAGGCGGAGCUAACCUCUGAGCCCCAGGAGGAUUUCCCGCAGCCAUCUGACCUCACAGCCUUCGUCAACGAGAACAAUCGAGUGCCAGACUAUGAGAUUGAGUACAUGGAGAAGAUCGGCCCCUCUUCGCCGACUAUGUUUGUGAAGAAACCUUCUACUCUCUACCUGAAGCUGGACUCUGUGACAGACAGCCUGACCAAGCCUAACCAUGGAUCAGAACUCAACUCUCCCUGCACAGGGAGUUUUGAGGAGAUGGAGGCCCAGAUCACAGCCCAGAUGAAGACUCCUGUGCUGGGCUCCAGACCCGGUCCAGAGGGGUCUCGACCCGGUCCGGAGGGGUCCACUGGCGCGAAGGAGAAAACCAGGAAGAGAGAGAGCCAGUCACUCAGCCGGACACAGAGCACAGACAUGGAGCAUGGAGCACUACCCACCCAGGGCCCUAUGGAGGUCCCAGGCCCAGCCCCUGGCCCAUCCCCAGACGCACCCUUCUUAGCCAGUCUGUCUGAGUGCCCUGACCCCCUGGCGUACCUGGAGGCUGUGGAGCCUGACCUGGCAGAGACCAACCCCACUGCCUUCGCCCUCAAACUACAGGAGGAACUGGUUCUAGCGGCUCUGAGGAUAGAGGCUCUGCAGGUAGCCAAACACCUCUCAGACAGCCACUCCCUCUCCACUGUCACCCCCCAGCAGAGAGACAGAGAAGUGAUGUCAUCAGUGAUGUCAUCAACACUGGACAGGGACAGCGCGGUGACCAAGAGUUCCAUCUACACCCGGACAGCGGGCUACGGAGAGGGGGAGAGCCCCUACCCACCCAAAGACGUGGAUCACUCCCUGGGCAUCGCACGAGAAGAGAUCGUGUCCAAGGAGAAGGAGGUACUGGAGUGGCAGAGGAAGUACGAGGACAGUCGACAGGAAGUGCUGGAGAUGAGGAGAAUCGUGGCAGAAUAUGAGAAGACCAUUGCACAAAUGAUUGGGCUGCCGGAUGAUGAGCAGAAGGAUAAGUCUCUGUCUCACCACACCAUCCAGCAGCUGAUCAUAGAGAAGGACCAGGCUCUUUCAGACCUCAACUCAGUGGAGAAGAGUCUGGCUGAACUGUUCAGACGAUAUGAGAAGCUGAAGGAUGUCCUCGAGGGCUACCGCAAGAAUGAGGAGGUGUUGAAGAAGUGUGCUCAGGAGUACCUGUCCAGGGUGAGGAAGGAGGAACAGCGUUACCAAGCCCUGAAGAUCCAUGCAGAGGAGAAACUAGACAGGGCGAACUCUGACAUCGCCCAGGUGAGGAUGAAGGCCCGUCAGGAGACAGCAGCGUACCAGGCCUCUCUCAGGAAGGAGACCAUGAAGGUGGACUCACUGGAGAGAACCCUGGAGCAGAAGAACAAAGAGAUCGAAGAGCUGACCAAGAUCUGUGACGAGCUGAUCGCCAAGAUGGGGAAGAGCUAGCAACGCUGCCAUGUCCAGCCCAUGUCUCCAGGGCCGGAGGGGAAGGAGAUAGAAGGACGAUGGAGUAAGAAGCGGAUGAGGUUUUCUCUUUUACUUCCAACUUUCCCCUGGACAGAUGGACAAGUGGACAGAUGGACAGUUGAAGCCAAAGUAGUCUCUGGAUUGGAUACACUACUGACUGACUGUGUACAUGUAUCUACUGGCCACAUCGCCCCCAGAGUAUUGGAGGGUCAAUGGCUUCCUCUGUUUCACCCUGUACAUUUUGAUGUGCCAAUGUAUACCACGUGUCCUGUAUCAGGGGUCCAGUGAAAGGGUUUUUAGAAAUGUACUCUAUAUCAUAAAUGAGAGAGAGAGAGAGAGAGAGAGUGUGUGGUGUGGGUGGGUGUGUGUGGGUGUGUAUGCACGCGUGUGCAACCCAGUCUCAUGAGCGUACAUGUAGAUCAUGAGACUGGGUCGGAGUUUGUGUGUGCGAGUGUUAGAGCGUGAUGGAGAGAAAGUUGAGCGCAUUGAAUUGAAGAUAGACUGAUAUGCGAUGCCGUGAAUGAUGAGAAAUACUGUUCCCUCUCCCAACUCCUGCUGAGUCUUCAAUUCUCAACACUAGAGAAUGAAAAGAAAAACAGAGAUGUAUUGAACUUAGAAUAAAUCAAUGAAUCGUUCAAAUAAUAAGAAAUAUACUUGAUAACUGCAUGUGGAAGUAGAAAAAUAUAAACGUCCUUUUUUUUUUUGUAAAUAGGAAAUCGUGCUGAUGAUUAUAAUAAAGAUACAACUUCAUUUUUGAUACAAUAUUCUGUUUAAAAUGGCUUCCCUGGAUUGUGUUAUCGUGUAGAUACUUUGCGAGGCGUAACUCAUGUCGUAGCUUUCUUGGAGAAAAAAAAUAUGUGAUGGGAUUGUAUUUUUUGAUUUUAUUUUAAUAUGAAUGAUGAUGAAAAGUAAUUUUUCCUGUAGUAGUCAGGUGUUGGGACUGAGAGCAUAAGCUAAGUAAUUACCUUUAACUGAUCGCUAUGUCACAGUCCUGCUAUAAUUUAUGUGUUCACGAGGUGGGAGCAAUUGGGGAAAAAAAAGAGUUCUGCACAGCUAACACAUCUGGGUUCAAAUGGAAUUUUCAGUGUUCGUUUCUGGCCUGGCCUUGAGUGCCAAAUGGGCGGAGUUUUGGGACUAUUUUAUUAAUCUGUUAAACCAGGCAAGGUCAAUCAAGCACAGGUUAAGUAAAUGAAUUGAUUUCUAAUAGGGUUUGAACCCAGGUCUGCACAGCUAUAGUGUACAGCAUCUGCUUACAACCUGAAAUAAAGAAUAACGAUAGAA
Messenger RNA from Coregonus clupeaformis (lake whitefish), 6752 nucleotides. RefSeq names its product transforming, acidic coiled-coil containing protein 2 (gene tacc2). The record is from RefSeq and is a predicted model, not a curated record. Lineage: Eukaryota; Metazoa; Chordata; Actinopteri; Salmoniformes; Salmonidae. Gene Ontology annotation, biological process: cerebral cortex development; mitotic spindle organization; cell population proliferation. The coding region runs from base 576 to 5450 and encodes 1624 amino acids. Gene Ontology annotation, cellular component: cytoplasm. The transcript has 21 exons.